Molecule: messenger RNA, 306 nt
Organism: Pyricularia oryzae 70-15
Lineage: Eukaryota; Fungi; Ascomycota; Sordariomycetes; Magnaporthales; Pyriculariaceae
Exons: 2
Coding region: 1-306 (101 amino acids)
Source: RefSeq, a predicted model, not a curated record
AUGUGGGAUGUACAGACUGGAAGAAAGGGGAGUUUCGCGUUACCUCGGAUCAUUUGUGGAGAGGACCACGCAGGCGGUACUCCGUCCGAGCACCACUCCUCAAACAGCACUCGCAUGAAUGAACUCAGCGAUGAGGGUGGGGGGCAGACCACGUACUAUGUACUCCGUAGGAAACAACUGGGAGCUUUCUUGACCCACCCACGCAAACACAAGAUCGAGGCUCGCUUGCUCCUGCAAAGCCACGAGAACUCAACGGUCCAAACUGCACUGUUGGUGCAGCUCUCGUUGGGGCGAGGUGGAGUAUGA